Messenger RNA from Salvelinus namaycush (lake trout), 3575 nucleotides. Its product is annotated as beta-2-syntrophin-like. The record is from RefSeq and is a predicted model, not a curated record. Bases 157 to 1917 code for a protein of 586 amino acids. NCBI's taxonomy places the organism in Eukaryota, Metazoa, Chordata, Actinopteri, Salmoniformes, Salmonidae. Gene Ontology annotation, molecular function: protein binding; structural molecule activity. Gene Ontology annotation, cellular component: dystrophin-associated glycoprotein complex; intracellular anatomical structure; synapse. The transcript is spliced from 7 exons.
AGAGUACGUCAGAGGCAACUUUUUCCCUUCAGUUUCCACAAUCUGUGCGUAAGUGGGUGUGUCAAAUGUAGGGUAGGCUAGCGCUUGGGUACGCACUCUGAAAAGAAGAAAAAGUUCAUCAUGAGUUUAGUCUGAAACCCGCCCCGGAUUUACAGGAUGGCUCUCUGGACACGAGCGGACAAAAAUGGUCAAUUAGACCUUUUGCUCCAGGACCGCUGGAUUCGGGUAGCGGGCGAAUUGACCAGCGAGACUUUCACAUUAACGGCCGAAGCAGAGAUAAGCGGGCACGCGAACAACUUGCAUUGCAACAGUUCAGCGGACCUACGAAAUGGAAUAUCAAACGGAAACGACCCAGGGUUAACUUCGGGAAAUUCGAACCAUGGUCAAAUCUCGAACCCAGAACAACAUCCGAACCAUGGUGCGCUAGGACGAAGCAGUAGCCCAGCGCACGGGGGCAUCCACAGGGGUCACUACGAAGGUUUUAGCCCAGGCUCUAGCAAGUAUAAUCGUGAUAACGGUACGAACUCUGAUUUUGGCAGCCCGGGGUCCAGUUACGGUAGUCCUGGAUCUAGCUUCAGUUCCAGGCAUGGCGAAACUAACAUCAAUUUGGAAUCCUGCGCAUCGGAAGCUGUGCGCAAAGUUCGAGUUGUAAAACAAGAGUCGGGCGGGUUGGGGGUCAGCAUCAAGGGGGGUCGGGAAAACCGAAUGCCCAUCCUAAUAUCCAAGAUCUUUCCCGGACUUGCAGCUGAUCAGAGUCGAGCUCUUCGGGUCGGUGACGCGAUACUGUCAGUCAAUGGAAAUGACCUCAGGGAGGCUACGCAUGAUCUAGCGGUGCAGGCUCUAAAAAAGGCCGGGAAAGAGGUUACGCUUGAGGUGAAAUAUAUCAGGGCGGUUUCCCCACUGUUUAAGAAGCCGUCCUUGGUAGCAGACCUACCGUGGGAUGGGGUGCGUCCUCAAUCCCCCAACUUCAGUGGCAGUGAGGACUCGGGGUCCCCCAAACACAGCGGGGCCAAGGACCGAAAGGUCAUCCCCCUCAAAAUGUGCUUCAUCAGCAGGAACCUGACUAUACCUGACCUGGAGAACAGGCUCUUGGAACUGCACUCUCCUGAUGGCCAACAUACGAUGGUGCUGCGCUGUAAGGACAGCCCCAGCGCCCACUCCUGGUUCACAGCCAUCCACACCAACAUUGCUUCCCUGCUGCCCCAGACUUUGGCCCACAUCAACUCCUACCUGGGCUCCAUCACCACGGGGUCACACCCCCAACUCAAACACAUCAGCUGGCUGGCAGAACAGGUCCAGUUGGAUGGUGGGCGGCACCAGUUCCGACCAAUCGUCAUGGCACUGACAGAGAAAGAUAUCCUGCUGUUUGAAUCAGUCCCAUGGAACCGUGAAGCAUGGUCCACACCCCUGCUCACACACCCACUUCUCGCCACAAGACUGGUGCACUCUGGCAGUGCCCGCAGUUCCCCGGCGCAGGGGGCAGACCUGGUGUUUGCCACUCGGACAGGUACAGGGCGAGGCAUCGAAUCCCAUGUGUUCCGGGUGGAGACGCACUGGGACCUGUCCUCGUGGACCCGGGCGCUGGUGCAGGGGGGGCAUGCCGCUGCAGAACUGAUUAAGGAGAUCUCCAUUGGUUGCAUGCUGAACAGGCAGGACGUUCGCCUCACGCUUCAUUAUGAGAAGGGCUUCACUGUGACCCGGGAGUCAAGGGAACCUGCAGUGGGCACUGUGCUCUUCAGAUACCCCUUCGAGAAGCUCAAGAUGUCCACAGACGAUGGGAUCCGCAACCUUUACCUGGACUUUGGAGGUCCAGAGGGCGAAAUGGUGUUUGACCUGCACUCUGGCCCCAAGCCCGUGGUGUUUGUUCUUCAUUCCUUCCUGUCGGCCAAACUGUCUCGUCUGGGCCUGCUGACGUGAAGAGGCUGGGGUCAGGCACAUCAAUAAAUAUUCCUCUUUUUACUAUGCAUCAUUCAUCACAAGCAUUCCAAUGUAUAUGUGCUCUUUUUAUGCAUGUACUAUGUUCUUGUCAGGUGAAUGAGUGCUUUUUGUGAAGAACAGAGUAUGUAUUUGUUCAUCUGAGUAUGUGUAAAUGCGAUUGGGUUUGCAAGUUGUUGAUUGAGUGUAAAUGACCAAGAGCAUACUGCCAGUGUGAAUGGGUUUAUACUUUUGCAUUUGUGUUGGCUUUAUAGUGCAUGUUACCCAAAAACAGAUAAUCUAGCACAUUAUCUAAAAUUACUUAUAAUCAGGAUUGCCAACUGUGCCUUGUUACAUGUAGUCAUAAAUGCUAUUUUUAUUGUGUAAAAGUUAUUUGUCUUCAAAAGCUAAUAGGUUUUAAAGCAAAGUAAGCGUUAAACAUGCACAGCAAUAGUAUUAUUCUUAUACUGUAAACAUGUUAUUUCUGUAUUGUUUAUUCUUUUGUAUGUAUAUCCUAUGUUUAGCAUGACUUGACUAUGGAAAAAGUGAUCUUAUUUUGGAGCAUUUACAAAAUCACGGUGUGACACCAGUAACCCCUAUGUUACCUGCCUCAAAGUCACCCUGCCCUCCAGUAGGCUAGCCACACCGCCAAACCAUUGUCCCAUGCUGCCUGAGAACACCACUUCCCUUUACCAUUCCGUUCUGCAUUGGCCUUAAGCCAAGUCUUUCUAUUAGAGUUCAUGAUAUGAGGUCAUACCUAAGCUUCUCUGCCGUUCUGCUCUCUUCUUUUUCUGUGUUUCCUGUGGAAGUCCCUCAUACACACCAUGCAAACAUCAGAUGUACUGUCAAUAGGCAUCCACAGUAAAGUCCCUGAGGGGUCUGGGUCAUGUUUUUGCCCAUAUACUCCAUCAUGGUCAUAUUACAUAAUUAAAAUAAGCAAAAUACUUAAAGAACGUUCAAAGAUGUUCAUUCAGCACUAUAUCUGGGAAAAUGUCAUUUCAGCUGCAUUAUGGCUCAUUUGUCUCAAGCCUUCUCUCUCUGUCUCAUCUUCAAAACAGGCUUCAGGUCCAGUUAGUAAAAGCUUUGGAUACUUUUAAUAGCACAAAUAGGAUGCAAUUAUUUUUGUUUUAUCCCUGUGUAAGCUUAUCAUGCUGUAUGUUACCUCUGGCUCUGAUUGCUACAUUAUGUCAUGGCUCUUAUUCGGACCCUGCUUGACCACAUGAUCCCCCAGCUUGACUUAAUAUGUAAGCAGAUACUGUAAGUGGGGCCUAGUUGAUGCUGCCAAUUGUAUGUCUGAACUCCAUCCCACUUCAGUCUCUGUACUUUUAAUAAUUGGUAGGUAUCAAUACAGAUCUGUCAAACAUUGUUUUUUAAAUGUUUAUCAUAUCUUUGUCUUCCAUUUUGUUUUGAGCAAUGUACUGUUAUUGCAAAGCAUUCUUAUUCAAGAAAGAGUGUUGAACCAAAUGUAUCUGUGGUAGCUUGCGUUUGACACAAUCAUUUAGCAGGACAGCAUUGAAGAAACAUUGCUGCGGCAAACCUGUUAUGCUAAGUAUUUUAGACUUCCAAGCCUGCACUCUAAAAUAUAUAUGCAAUGUAUGAAAAUGUAAUAAUAUAAAAUGUAAAUAUCUAUAAGAAUAAAACCUGUUAAUGCCCAGCUGUAA